AUGUAUCGCGAGAACCGCCCCGGCAACCUCUCUCUGCCCCCCAUGUGGAACUCCCCCAGCGACGAAGCAGUCCCUCUACCAAAACACCCCCAGCACGACAACGACACACGAGGUCGCCAAGCGAGCACCUGUUCUGAGCGUAGCUGCGAGGCCAUGACUUCUGAAGAGACCAGGGAGUUGUGGAGGUGUAUGCUCGAGUUGCAGCUUCGAUACGGCUGCUACAACUCCACAAGGAUAAAUAUGGCUGUUGAUGCCGGUGAAUGCGGUGUUGAUUUGAUGCCGAAUAAAUUUAUCAUCGACACACUCAAUGACAGCGUCGUUGAUCUCCCCGAUGAGGGUCGCGAGCUACUCAACCGAUAUCUAUGUCCGUCGUCGCCGAGUAAGCAAAAGUGGAAGUUCUGGAAGAAGGACUAG
Molecule: messenger RNA, 414 nt
Organism: Fusarium sp. VM40
Lineage: Eukaryota; Fungi; Ascomycota; Sordariomycetes; Hypocreales; Nectriaceae
Source: the annotation of a GenBank genome assembly